Molecule: messenger RNA, 4762 nt
Organism: Calypte anna (Anna's hummingbird)
Lineage: Eukaryota; Metazoa; Chordata; Aves; Apodiformes; Trochilidae
Gene: TTLL5
Product: tubulin tyrosine ligase like 5
Exons: 35
Coding region: 226-4275 (1349 amino acids)
Biological process (GO): protein polyglutamylation; microtubule cytoskeleton organization
Cellular component (GO): cilium
Molecular function (GO): tubulin binding; tubulin-glutamic acid ligase activity
Source: RefSeq, a predicted model, not a curated record
CGGCACAACUGCCGCGCCUGCGCAGCGGGGCGGGUCCGUCUGCCGCCGGUUGUUGUAGUAACGGGGAAGCGGCGGGGGGGGCCGCGGCUGCCGGGCCGCCGCGGCUGCCGGGCCGCUCGCCCCUGCGAUGCAGGAGCAGGUAACUGCUCUUGCAGGAUCCCUUGAAUCUACAGGAAGAAUCUCAGAGGCUACUGACAGUAGGCUGUAUGAAAACUCCCAGAGGAAAUGCCAGUCGGGAUGGCUCGAGAUCUGGAGGAAACUGCUUCAUCCUCAGAGGAGGAGGAAGAUGUAGAUGAGCUGGAGGAUCAUCCAUGCAUCAAGUGGACUGGUGGUGGCUGCAGGCGGAUCCCAGUCUUGGUGUUUCAUGCUGAAGCCAUUCUGACCAAGGACAGCUACCUCCGCCUGAUUGGAGAGCGGUACCACUUGUCCUAUAAGAUUGUGCGAACUGACAGCCGGCUGGUUCGAAACAUUCUGGCGGCCCAUGGGUUCCAUGAGGUGCAUCCUAGUAGCAGCAAUUAUAAUCUCAUGUGGACAGGAUCACACUUGAAGCCCUACUUGCUUCGUUCCCUUACAGAUAUACAGAAAGUCAAUCAUUUUCCUAGGUCAUAUGAAUUGACACGAAAAGACAGACUGUACAAGAAUGUCUGUCGUAUGCAGCUGGCCCACGGAUUCAAGACGUUCCAUAUCUUACCUCAGACCUUCAUCCUCCCGACAGAAUACCAGGAAUUCUGCAAUACCUAUUCUAAGGACAGAGGCCCAUGGAUAGUGAAGCCUGUGGCAUCUUCCAGGGGUCGAGGUGUCUACCUGAUAAACAAUCCAGACCAGAUUGUCCUGGAAGACAACAUCCUGGUUUCUCGUUACAUCAGCAAUCCUCUGCUCAUAGAUGAUUUCAAAUUUGAUGUGCGCCUCUAUGUUCUGGUUACGUCCUAUGAUCCACUCGUCAUCUAUCUCUACGAGGAAGGAUUGGCCAGGUUUGCAACAGUGAGGUAUGACCAAACAUCCAAGAACAUCAAAAACCAGUUCAUGCAUCUAACCAACUACAGUGUCAACAAGAAGAGUGGAGAUUAUGUCAGCUGUGAUGAUCCUGAAAUAGAGGAUUAUGGAAACAAGUGGAGCAUGAGUGCAAUGCUGAGGUACUUAAAACAGGAGGGGAGAGACACUGCAGAACUGAUGGCCAAUGUGGAGGACCUGAUUAUCAAGACCGUAGUUUCCGCUGAGCUGGCCAUUGCCACAGCUUGUAAAACUUUUCUGUCACAUCGUGGUAGCUGCUUUGAGCUGUAUGGCUUUGAUGUCCUUAUUGAUGACACUCUCAAGCCCUGGUUAUUGGAAGUGAACCUAUCACCAUCAUUGGCCUGUGAUGCUCCUUUGGACCUGAAGAUCAAAGCUAGCAUGCUUUCUGAUAUGUUCACUCUUGUAGGCUUUGUGUGCCAGGAUCCAGGCCAACGCUCAAGCCGAGCCACUUACCAUUCAUCUGAUUCUGUCAGGAGAAAUCCAUACCAGAAGCUGCAGCGUCCUGUUUCCGUGCAGAUGCAAACAGCAAACACCAGACUGGUUUCCCAGCAGGAAGAAAAGUAUACCAGAUGGAGUCAUCUUGAGAACCUAAUUCAUCCUAUGUGCUGCUGUUUGUCAUUCUGUCGUACCCGUCCUCUGUCUGCCAGCGAUGCUGAAAUGAAAAACCCGGUGCCCUCAGGCAAGGAAAAAGCUACAGGAAGGCAAGGCUGCUCUGUGCUAGGUCUCUCCAUGGAGGAGAUAAAAGUUCUUCGUCGAGUGAAAGAGGAGAAUGAACGUAGAGGAGGCUUCAUCCGGAUAUUCCCUACUCCAUUAACAUGGGACCUUUAUGGAUCCUUUUUAGAACACAAGACAUCAAUGAACUACAUGCUGGCUACACGUCUGUUUCAGGACAGGGGCAAGACGAAAAGAGACUUCAUCACUGGGAGAUCCCGAGCAGGUCUUAAUGGAAGGCUGGAUAUGAGGUUGGAAACUGUGGGCUCUCAUGCUCUCUUUUAUGAGAGAAAGCUUGUUUCACUGGAGUUACGGGAGCGCCGGCACUCUCAUGGCAAGGCUAGAGCAACGCGAACAAGAUCAUCAGGGACAUCAAAACCCACAAAGCUGUCCCUCAAGUCAGACACAGAAGGUGAGGAGGAAGAAGAAGUGGAUGCAGGUGAAGAUGAAGAGCUAGAUAGAACUGUUUGUUCUUCGGACACCAGUGUGAAAAGCAAGCCAAAGCUCUCUGACAUGGUGAAAAACGCUUGUAAGGAUAAAAUGCCAAAAGAACUUGACAGGAAAACUGAAGAUGGAGGAGAGCCAAUUCUUCAACAACCAGACUCAGAAUCUCAGUUUGAUUUGCUGCAGGUCCUUCAAAAUCAUGGAAACCUAAGCAAAGUUCAAGCUCGCAGGGCUUUCUCUGCUUACCUACAGCACGUUCAGUUGCGACUGAUGAAGGAGGCUGGUGACCAGAUCCAGAAUCCUUCCUGGGCUGCCAAAGAGGAUGAGCAAAUGGAGCUUGUUGUACGCUUUCUGAAGCGAGCUGCCAGCAAUCUUCAGCAGUCUUUGAGGAUGCUGCUCCCCAGACGUCAUUUAAGACUAAAUGAUCGUCGUCGUAUCCUGGCUCAGCAACUGGGCGAGUUCAUUAUCUUUUACAACAAGGAAACAGAGCAGAUGGUUCAGAAGCAGUCAAACAAGAAACCGGAAGAAGUGGAGGAGGGAGUGAAUCCUGAAGGUUUUCAAAACUUUCUUACCAGGGCAAGUGAAAGUGACUUGGAGGAAGUGCUGACAUUUUACACACACAAAAACAAGUCAGCAAGUGUCUUCUUAGGAACAAACUCCACAAGCACAAAACCCAACAACACUGCUAAUCAAUCAGAGAAACAGGCUCAAGGGGAGCCUGCUGAGGUGGUGAAAAAAACAAAGGGUGAUCAGUCCAAAAGUUCUGUUGCAGAUCUGCCUGCAGAAGGAGCACCAAAAGGCUAUAAAUCCAAAGAAGUUAAAUCAAGUUUUCCAGAAGGACCCACCUCCUUAAAUACUGAAGUGAAAUUACCUCUGUGCGGCCCUCCUAGCACUUCUUCUGGUGUUUCUGGUGCCACGUUCCAGAGAAGUGCCAGUUCCUGGAUACCAUCUCAAUCUUCAGCCUCUGAAAAUUCACUGGUGCCUGGUCACCAUUCAUUGCCGACUCCUCCAGUUGGUCCCAAGCAGAUUAAGUCCUUAUCCACGUUACACUCCUCACAGAGUCCAGCUCCUGACACCUCUUCUGUCUUUACAAACUCGGUGUCCAAUGAGGCAUCUGGCCUUGCAGGGUUACAUCACUGUCGUUCUGGUAGCUACACCCUUGGCCCGUUGUCAUCUUUUCAGAGAGCUGCACAGAUCUACAGCCAAAGAUUGUCUCGACCAUCCUCUGCAAAAGUAGGUUUCUGCCGUCGCAGUCCAAGUGGGCAGCGUGUGGGAUCAGCCAGGAUGCACAAAGACAUGGAAGACGCUUCUUCCCAGGGCAAAUGUUACAGCCCCAGUAUGGUAGCAGCAGAACUGCAGCAACUGACAGAAAAGCAAGCAGCUUGUCGGUAUUCCCCAGUAAGCCACAUCAGUCUCCUUACAGAGCAGUUAACAAACCUCAGCUUGGCAUCUGGAGCUAUAAGCAAAGGGAAUGCAGCCAACCCACAGAGCUACCGGUCAGCGCUCAACAAAAGAAGGUCAUUGUGGGCUGUUCAGUCAGGCACUCAUACAGCUGACAAAAGAUUGGUUUCUUCAGCAGUUAGGACUCCAGAGAAUCAUCAUUUUUCCUGGGAUGGAGAGAUGGAGAAUAGUGUCCACAAUAAGGUGACACAAAGACCGCUAACGCAUCCCAACUAUCAGCUCCAUUUUGCUGUGCAGCAACUUCAGCAGCAGAAACUUCAGUCAUCACAGCUGUUGGAGCAAAGCCAAGCCCGGCACCAGGCUCUCUUUGCCAACUACUCACAAUCUAGCACCAGCCAUAUAUCUGUGCCAGCUGGCUCUGAUGCCCACAAGACAUCAAGUGCCACUUCUAGUAUCCAGAAGGCAGCAAGUUUGCACAAAGUGAUGCCAUCCCAGAGUACACCUUCUCAGAUGGUUCCAAAGCCUCCAGCAAGGAACAGGCAGGCAGCGGUCAGAAGGGCUGCAGCCCAGAGGAUUUCCAAGGUGAUCUCCACUGAAAGGCAACUGAAUGGGUUCCAGAACAGCCUUCACAGUGCUGCAUCCUGUGAGUCACGGACAGAUUCCACAGCUUCUGGUCGCAGAGAAGGACCAAUGCUGAACACCAGGUGAGGAAUUCAGGAUCUGGCUUCAAGUAUGGGGCAGAGGAAAAAGCAGCAGUGACUUCAUACCACCAUACUCCCAGAACACCAAGAGAAGAGUGAAGAGGAGGCCCUGGUGAGAGGACAAUGCACUGAGGAGAGUAUCUGAACAUCUGUGGAGGCUGGUGAUACACCUGCAGGCUGAGGUGAAUGGUUGCCCCUGAGAGCUUCUGCUGCUGAGUCUUGGGGUCCCUUCCUCUCACCUCUUCCUGGUCACUAACCAUGAGAUCUUUCUAUGAGACAGAGAAGUUCCUCUGAACAUGCAGUCUCAUUUGCUCAGCCAUCUCAGUUUGUCCUAAUCUGGUAACAGCCAAGAUUCUCUGCUGUCAUCAUACGGCAACCAUCAGCAGAGAAAAAUAUUAGAACAUUUGUCUAGAGAGAUCCAUGUUGGUUGCCAUCUUGAUUUUUGGCAUAGAGCCAUAUAAAUGAUUGGUUUAAAUAAAGUAAUUUCAUUUGUU